This is a messenger RNA of Parasteatoda tepidariorum (common house spider), 736 nucleotides long. The record is from RefSeq and is a predicted model, not a curated record. Lineage: Eukaryota; Metazoa; Arthropoda; Arachnida; Araneae; Theridiidae.
AGCAAUCUCAGCAUACAUGCGCUGUCUGUCACAUUUCCUUUACAGUGACAUAAAUAUAAACACCUUACAAGUAAUAUUAAUGACGACCUAAAAUGCAAUAUUUUACCUUUACUUUAAAUCUUUUCUAAAGAAUUCAGUUAGCUUACGUCCUAAGGCGAGCUUUAAGAUGGAACCUUCUAUUAAUUCUUCUGCUACAGAUGGAGAUGGUUCUCAGAUCAAUGUUAGCACUAAAAAAAGACUAGAUGAUAAAACUCCAUUGUUGAGAAAUGUGAGGCUUCUAUGCAGCUUCAACGAAAGUAGCUGUGAAUCGCAAACAUCCAUUGCUAGUACUAAUGUCAGUAAUACUGGUGGUGGUACUGUCAGAAGUCUUACGACUUUUUCUGGAGUAUUUGUUCCUGUGUCACUAUCUAUGUUUAGUGCAGUGCUAUUUUUGAGAGUUGGUUUUAUAGUUGGUCAUGCUGGAUUAUUAGAGACAUUAGGUUCAACUGUUUUAUCAUAUGUGAUUUUACUAUCAACUGUCUUGUCUAUUUGUGCUAUUUCUACAAACGGAGCGGUAGAAGGUGGUGGAGCUUACUGUAUCCUUGUGUUUUACUUAUUAGUAUCAUUGUGUAACUUAUAUAUUAAUUUUCAUCGGUACAUAAAUUUUUAUAAACAAAAAAAAAAAUCAAGACAUCACAAACCAUUAAUUGAAUUGUUAAAACUAUUUUUAUUUUAUUUUUAAUGUUUUAAUCUGUUU